UCAUUGGGAUGGGAGGAUUGGGCAAGACAACUCUUGCCCAAGUGGUUUUUAAUGAUGAUAGAGUUAAAAACCAUUUUGAGUUUAGGAUGUGGGUGUAUGUGUCACUGAAUUUUGACUAUAAAAAAAUCCUAAAAGAAAUGAUAGAAUAUCAGACUGAGAUGAAUUAUGAUACAAACUCAUUGUCAGAUAACCAAUUAGAAUCUCGCCUUCUAGAAUUAUUGGCCAAAAAAUGCUUUUUACUCGUCCUAGAUGAUGUGUGGAUUCAGAGUUAUGAUGACUGGGAGAAACUACAAAAACUCUUAAAACAAGGGGAAAAGGGUUCUAGAGUAUUGAUCACUGGCCGAAACACUAGGGUUUCAGAAGUUACCAUUGGCACACAACCUCCCUACCUCUUAGAUUGUUUGCCCGAAGACCAGUGUUGGUCAUUGUUUGAAAAAAUUGCAUUUGAUCGACAAAACGUUUUAGCAGAUGAUGUGCGUAAACGUUUGGAGGAUAUUGGUAGGGAAAUUGUACACAAGUGCAAUGGAUUGCCUUUGGCUGUCAAGGCAAUGGGAGGUCUUUUACGCGGUAACAAUGAUGUGAAUAAAUGGCAGAAUAUCUCGAAGCACGAGAUUUGGAAAGCAGAGGAAGAAAGUACUAACACUGGGAAGCCAAUUGUUCUGCCUGUGCUAAAAUUGAGUUAUGACCAUCUCCCUUCCAAUUUAAAGCAUUGUUUUGCAUAUUGUUACAUAUUUCCCAAGGGUUAUUUGUUUGAAAAGAAUGAGUUGGUUAAAUUAUGGAAGGCAGAAUCCUUUAUUCCUCCUAGAGGAGAGAAAACGAUUGAUGAAAUUGGAAAUGAUUAUUUUGAUGAGUUGUUGAUGAGAUCCUUCUUUCAACUUUUAGACAUUGACGACAUGUUGAGAUAUAGGAUGCAUGAUCUUAUCCAUGACUUGGCACAAUCAAUUUCAAGCCCUCACUGCUACCAAGUCAAGGAUAAUGAAUUGUGCCAUAUCUCUGAAAGAUCACGUCAUGUAUCAUUGCUUUGUAAAGAAGUCGAGAAGCAUGCUUCAGAAAUUGUUGAGAAAUCUAAGAAGUUGCGUACGCUUAUAUUGACUAGUGAAUACCAUAAUGCCUUUGGGAAGGCCCUUGGUAAAUUGUUUCGUAGUUUGAAAUAUGUACGCGUGUUGGAUUUGAGUUCCAGCACACUGAUGGAAUUGCCAAACUCAGUUAAAGAGUUGAAGUUGUUGCGUUACCUUGAUCUUUCUAAAACUGAAAUCAGAGCUCUUCCCAACUCCAUAUGCAGCCUCUACAAUUUGGAAACACUAAAAUUAUUAGGGUGCUUUUGGCUUUUCGAACUGCCAAAAGACCUUGGUAACUUGGUCAACUUGCAACAUCUCGAGCUGGAUGAUAUGUUCUGGUUCAAGUCAUCCAUUUUACCUCCAAAAAUAGGUUGCCUAACUGUACUCCAAAAUCUACAUGCCUUUCAGAUUAGCCAUGAGAGUGGUUAUGGAAUUGAUGAAUUGAAGGAUAUGAAGUGUCUUAAAGGAACUUUACAUAUUUCAAAGCUCGAGAAUGCAACAAAUGCAGCAGAGGCAAAGUUGAAAGAGAAAGAAAAGCUUAAGAAGGUGGUAUUUGAAUGGAGCAAUAGUGAUGGUGAUCCACAACAUGAAGCAGCUGAUGAAAGCAUGCUUGAAGACCUUCAACCUCACUCAAAUCUCGAAGCGCUCCAUCUUGUCUGCUACAAGGGUACCAGAUUUCCAUCAUGGAUAAGAGAUAGGUUGCUCCCGAAUCUUGUUAAUCUUUCCUUAAAUCAUUGUUCAAAAUGCAAAGUCUUGUCUCUUGGGAAACUAGAUCACCUUAAAGAGCUCCACAUUAAAGGAAUGCCAGAGUUGGAGGAAUGGCCAGAGGCAGAAUAUCUUUCUCUGAAGAUAAUGAAGAUUAGCAACUGCCCCAUGCUAAGAAGUUUGCCUAACUUUUUUCCUGACAUGGAACUGUUGAAGAUCAAAAGGUGUGACUCAUUGAAGACUCUUCCAUUGACCCCCUAUCUAUGUUCUCUUACACUUGUCGACAAUCUAAUUCUGGAGGAUUGGAACGAAAAGUUAGAGCCUAUUUAUCGUAUUAAUGAUCAAGGCCAACAUGAGCCCGUUCGUUUCGUUAAUGAUCAAGGCAAAAUGAUUGAGGUAAUGGCAUCUUACUUCAGAUGUGUCACGGAUUUAAAAAUCAUCAAAUGCCCCAUGUUGCAGGAACUGCCAAAAUAUGUUUGUCCGCAGAAAUUAGAGAUAAGUGGGUGUCAACGAGUCAAUACCCUCCCAGAGAUCUCUCAAUGUCUUGAGCAAUUAGUACUAGAUGAUUGCCAUGGUGAAACACUAGUGAGGGCAAUUCCAAACACCAAUUCUCUAUUCUCCUUGGUCAUUUCGAACAUCUCAAGCCUAAACAUUCUUCCAAAAUUGCCACAUCUCUCUGGGCUUAAGGCAUUAUACAUCCAUUGUUGCAGUGAUCUUGUAUCUUUGGCUGGAGAAGAAUCAUCACUGCAAGGCAUCUUCUCUCUCAAACUUCUAUCUAUUCAGAAUUGUCCCCAGCUUGUGACACUGCCAGAACAAGGGUUACCUAUUGCAAUUGAGUGUCUUAGUAUUGGUUCGUGCCACAAUCUCAAGUCCCUAGGUCCCAAAGAAGUGCUAAGGAACCUUACAUGUCUUAAGGAUCUUUACUUGAGUGACUGUCCUGUGCUUCAUUCGUUGCCAGAGGAGGGGCUCCCAGCCUCUCUUCAACAUUUGCAUAUUGAAGGUUGUCCAUUGUUGUUGAAGAAAUGUCGAAAUGAUAGAGACCCAGAUUGGCCGAAGAUCAUGAACACUCCUGAUCUAGAGUUGGAGCCCAUUGAUGGAGAUGGGGCAUCUUGAAUCAAAAAGCAUCUUUAGCAGCUUGAUAUCACCAUUGUCUUUGCUGUAAAGGAAUUGACAUGAGAAUUUGACCAACCACAGCAACUUCAUUCAUACCGCUUAAUGCAAAAGGAUAAAGUGGCUCUUUGUGAGGGCUCUCAAUGCUGCUCCAGUAGUAGGGAGGUUUCCUGGCAUCUUGGCAAUGAUUUUUCCUCUUCAAAGAUCUUAAUAGCAAUGUAUAUGAUUCAAUUUGUUUUUUUUUGCGCCAACUUAGUUCGGAAGAGAAAGUUUUACUAUGGUUCUCUGUACACUUAUCUUCUCUUUAUUGAUGUAUGUAUUAAUGUUUCCAUUUGUACAUUAUAUCUGAUCAAUAAAAUUAUCUUUUUCGCUGAUAAAAACAAAAAAUGCAAAUCACAUACAAGGGGAU
This is a messenger RNA of Camellia sinensis, 3282 nucleotides long. RefSeq names its product putative disease resistance protein RGA3. NCBI's taxonomy places the organism in Eukaryota, Viridiplantae, Streptophyta, Magnoliopsida, Ericales, Theaceae. Gene Ontology annotation, molecular function: ADP binding. The record is from RefSeq and is a predicted model, not a curated record.